Vicia faba (fava bean) is the source of this 396-nucleotide messenger RNA. The record is from the annotation of a GenBank genome assembly. Lineage: Eukaryota; Viridiplantae; Streptophyta; Magnoliopsida; Fabales; Fabaceae.
AUGGUGAAGUACUCCCAAGAGGCCGACAAUGCCACCAAAUCAACCAAGGCCAGAGGCGCCGACCUUAGGGUUCAUUUCAAGAACACUAGGGAAACCGCGUUUGCCAUCAGGAAGACAGCCCAAGCCAAGAACAGGCAUUCCAAUGGGCAAGGACGUUGGCCUGCCAAGUCUGCUAAGUUUAUCCUUGAUUUGCUCAAGAAUGCUGAGAGUAACGCUGAAGUGAAAGGUUUGGAUGUGGAUGCUCUCUAUGUUUCUCAUAUUCAGGUCAAUCAAGCUCAAAAGCAAAGACGUCGUACUUACAGGGCUCAUGGAAGAAUCAAUCCCUACAUGUCUUCUCCAUGCCACAUUGAGCUCAUUUUAUCUGAAAAGGAAGAGGCUGUCCAGAAAGAGGUAUAG